UAUCUCAGCUAUUUCCAUCUUCCCACCUGCAAGUUUUCCACCUGCUGAGCAUUCUCCCCAGAUCGCCAUGGCAACGCAAAAGCGAGUCCUCGUGUGGAGUACGCCGCGAUCUUUGUCCACCGUCCUCAUGAGGGCGCUGUCACAGCUCCCGGAUUCGCUGAUCAUACACGAGUUCCUGUUGUUGGCGGGUUGGAACGAGGUGGGCCUGCCGGACUGUCCCGGCGACUGGAAGGCAAACUUAAGCGACAUGGACACGGAACCAGGUUUCAAUAUCAAGUCAUGGAAGGAGAUGUACGAGCAGCCGUACCCUGGCAAAUCCUUCAUUCUCGGGAAAGAAAUCUGCGACGGGAUGAUAGGACGGAUCAUGGAGAUGAUACCCGAAGGCUACACCCACGUCUUCCUGAUGCGCCACCCUUCCAAAUCAAUCACUUCUCUCGACAAAGCACUCUCGUAUUUCCCGGAUGAUGUAGUAAGAUUGUCCAUGCAGAAGCCCAGUUUCAAAGCCCUGGCUGAUAUAUAUGACUAUGUCACCACGACACUCGGUCAGCAAGCACCCGUGGUGUUGGACGCCGCCGACCUUCUUGCAAAACCCGCGGAGGCCUUGCGGCUGCUGUGCGAAGCCACUGGGAUGCCUUUCAGCCAAGACCUAUUCCAUUGGGAUCAGCUCAUAGGCGAACCACCCUCCAACUGGUUAAUGCCAAAGAUGAUGUGGAGCAACAACAAGGAUGUCGGGCUCUUCAAUUCUGCCUUUCAGAGCACCUGUUUCCACUCCAACCAGGCAACCUCGGGCGCUGCAAAGGAGAAAGACGCCAUCAAACCAGAACUCCAACAACUGAUCCAAGAUGCUUUGCCGUAUUACAACUACCUGUACGAACAUCGCUUAAUUAUUCCAGACUAGGAAAAGAACAAGUAUACGAGUACACAAUAAGCUCUGGCAGUGUUAGACUCAAGCGUACAAACUAGCUGGGGGUGUAAACAAAAUAUAAUCUAGCAUGAAAGUCUUGCAUGAAAUCAAUC
Molecule: messenger RNA, 1017 nt
Organism: Patiria miniata (bat star)
Lineage: Eukaryota; Metazoa; Echinodermata; Asteroidea; Valvatida; Asterinidae
Product: branched-chain-amino-acid aminotransferase-like protein 2
Exons: 1
Coding region: 68-898 (276 amino acids)
Source: RefSeq, a predicted model, not a curated record